Ictalurus furcatus (blue catfish) is the source of this 2532-nucleotide messenger RNA. It is a transcript of the gene ttc9c, whose product is annotated as tetratricopeptide repeat domain 9C. Bases 1516 to 2187 code for a protein of 223 amino acids. Gene Ontology annotation, molecular function: protein binding. The record is from RefSeq and is a predicted model, not a curated record. The transcript has 4 exons. Lineage: Eukaryota; Metazoa; Chordata; Actinopteri; Siluriformes; Ictaluridae.
CGCAUGUUCUCUACCUGUCCGUGAGGGUUUCCUCCAGGUUCUCUGGUUUCCUCCCGCUCCCAAAAACAUGCUGGUAGGUGGAUUGAUUAUGAUAAAUUACCCCUAGGGGUGAAUGAGUAUAUACAUGGUCCCCUGCAAUGGUCGGGUGUGAUCACACCUUGCACCCAGCGCUGCUGACAUAGACUCUGGACCACCAUGAAGCUGAAGGAAUGACAGUUUAUCUUAUGAAAGGGUGAAGUACAUAUUAGUGUAAUAAAAAUGGCAUAACAUAGGUUGAUGUAUCUCAAAAACUAAACCGAUUUUUUUUUUUUAGCAAUUAUGCUGUAUUCGUGGUGUCUUGUAAGUGGUCAUGCUGAGCUGAGCAAGUUGUUAAAAUAUCAUUUCAUAUAGGGGGAAAAACAUGGAUGCCUCCACUUCUUUUGUUUGCACUAUCAGAGCACGUAAAGUUUAUAAAAAGCUACUUUAGCCGCACUUUUACAGUUAAAGGCCUGAGUGGCUGCUGUUGCUGUUCUGUUAUACUGAACUUCAAACAUUCCUACAACAUUUUGGACUGAAAUUGCAGCACAGCAACAACACAGAACAGCGCAAUAAGCUGUCCGGCUGACGCUAGUGAUAAUGCUAACGUUGAUUAUUUUCUUCUCAAAAUAGCGAUUAGCAUGGUCACUGUUAUAGAUUUAACCAAGUACUGUGUCUGUAUAUUAAAUAAUCUAAAACCAACAGUGCUAUAAACUCAUUUAAAAGUAGAGAAGGGGCACUUCUCCAUACUGUUCAGUGUGUACGGCCAUGUUGAUUUGACGCCACUGCAUAAACUGGGAAGGCACUGGUAGUUGAGAAGAUGACCCCAAACUGGUGAGUUGAAAAUUCAAAUUGAGGGGCAUUUUCGGUGUUAUUCUUGCAAAGAAGAAUGGGAGAAACUGCCCCAAAAUAGGUGUGCCAAGCUUGUAGCAUCAUACUCAAAAAGACUUGAGGCUGUAAUUGGCGCCAAAGGUGCUUCAACAAAGUAUUGAGCAAAGACUGUGAAUACUUAUGUACAUGUGCUUUUUUGUUUUUUUAUUUUUAAUAAAUUUGUUUUCAUUGCUAUUAUGGGGUACUGUUUGUAGAAUUUUGAGGAAAAUAAUGAAUUUAAUCCAUUUUGGAAUAAGGCUGUACCAUAACAAAAUGUGGAAAAAGUGAAGCGCUGUGAAUACUUUCCGGAUGCACUGUAAGUGUUGUUGUUUUUUUGUUUUUUUUUUUAAAUAUAUACCUUGGAUGCAUGUAAAUCUAUUGUAUAAGACCUUUAAAUCUAAAUUAGGCACGUUUCAAAACCAUAAUAGGUGCGCUUUAAUUCCUAUCAACCGAGCUCUGUGUAAUGUUUAUUUAGUGGCGCUAGGGGGCGGUAAGUGUCUGAUCUGAACUGAAAGCUACACACCAUAAACGAAGAACGAAGCAGUUUCUAGCGCUUUUAUCAGUUUUGAUUUCAAAAUCUGGAUCUUUUAUAAAUAAGUACAUUAUUUAACCAACUAUAGCCUUACACUAAUGGACAAGAAGUCCGAGUCUGAUUCUAUUGAUGAUGGAGUCUCAGAGGCAGAGAGCUGCUCUGCCUCAUGCAUGGGUGCUACCGGAGGCUCGGACUCACGGGUGGACUCGCAGCUGGCUGAUGCCGUACGCUUAAAAACGGAGGGUAAUGCAUUUUACCGCGAGAAGAAUGUGCGCAGCGCCAUCGGACGUUAUCACCGCGCCUUGCUUGUGCUUCGUGGUCUGGACUCAGAAGUGACAUCAAGUCUUAAGGCCUUUAGACCCCAGUCUCCUACCCUCACACCAGAGCAAGAGGAACUGCUCAGGAGCACGCAGAUUGACUGCUAUAACAACCUAGCAGCGUGUUUACUGCAGCGUGAAGUUGUGGACUACGCCCGUGUGCAGGAGUACAGUUUGAAGGUACUGCAGUGGAGGGCUGGAGAUAUUAAAGCCCUGUACAGAGCUGGAGUAGCCACCCUGGAGCUCGGUGAUGCUCAGACUGCCCGACAUUACCUUCUUCAAGCCAGCAGAGGGAAACCUAAUGAUGCCAACGUCAAGAAACAGCUCCAGCGGGUGGAAGAGAGGCUCAGCAAAGACUUCGAAAAGGAGAAAGCUCUCUACAAAGGCAUGUUCAAUAAACAGAAACAAGCAGAAGAAGAGGAUGCUGUAGAGAAGAACCCAAACCAGGUGUGAGAAGCUCAGAAGAUCUGCACCAGCUUAAAAGAUGAAGAAUGAAACUGAAGAGAAAUGGCUUACCAAAAUGUGGGCUACACGUUGCCAAGGGCAUGGAAUAUAAACCCCAGUAAGGGGUUUAAUGAGAGUACAGAUCUCUUGCCAAGACUGAAUCAGAAUGAGGGCAGACUGUUAUGACUGGGCAGUUUGAAAAUUAAAAGCCUUAUUAGUCCAUUGACUGUGGCUUCACCAGAUAUCAGUUAACUGCUGUUCAGGUUUCUGUUUCCUCUGUGUGUAAGUGUUUAUACCAUCACAUGAGAGCUUGUCAUCUUUCAGCACUGUUCUAUAAUAAAUAUUUUUUGAAAA